Molecule: messenger RNA, 2388 nt
Organism: Sclerotinia trifoliorum
Lineage: Eukaryota; Fungi; Ascomycota; Leotiomycetes; Helotiales; Sclerotiniaceae
Source: the annotation of a GenBank genome assembly
CGAAGUGAGCAGAUUUAUUUUGCGCUCGAAAAAUCCAGAUGAAGAGGUCCAAGCUCAGAUUACUCACGUGACACUAAGUUUAACGCUAAUCUAAGUUUGAUGGGAUCGACAAGACCAUGUCGCCGAAAACACGAAAUCUACUAUAAGCCAGCUUCCGUCCUUUCGCAGCUGCUCGUGAAUACAGUAAUUGUGAAUCUUCAAAGUUCCCUUUGUCUUCAAUAUUCAUUUUCGAUAUACUUUUACUUUCAAUAUAUCUAUCGUUUAAUCAACAUAAUGGUAGGAAAAAAGAAGCGCGGUCAUCCCGAUAUCGAGGAGUUACUGGCUCGUCCUUGGUGUUAUUACUGUAAGUCCCGCCACCUCAAUUCCCAUCGUCCCGCAUUCACGUUUCUAACAAUUUCCAUCUCGCAGGUGAGCGCGAUUUCGAUGAUUUGAAAAUUCUCAUCUCUCAUCAAAAGGCGAAACAUUUCAAAUGCGAAAGAUGUGGUCGACGAUUGAACACUGCUGGAGGUACAUCAGAAUCUACUUCCUUACCUCGUUUACUCAAGCUAAUUAAAACCCCGCAGGACUCUCCGUUCAUAUGAACCAAGUACAUAAAGAAACUCUGGCAAGUGUCGACAAUUCUCUUCCGAAUAGACAGGGUCUCGAGGUCGAAAUCUUUGGUAUGGAAGGUAUUCCGGAAGAUGUGGUUCAAGCACAUAAUCAGCGCAUAAUUGCAGGUUUCUAUCAAGCGGAACAAGAUCGUCGUGCCGCUACUGGAAACCCUGCUCCAGGGACCGCCAAUGCCAAUGGUGGUCAGUCGAAAAAGCCCAAGGUUGAGUCAUCGGCAGAAUUGAAGAAAAGGUUAGCAGAGCACAAAGCUCGGAAAGCCGAACAAGCAGCGAAUGGUAGUAGUGGCGCAAAUACACCUUUAGAUGGUGGUAUUCACAGUGCUGCAAGUCCUUUGCCGACGACGCAAAGCCCUAGUGCAUUCGUAAGUCUAUACUGUCAUUCCAGUGAGACCAAUACUAAUCUCUUGAAUAGAAUAACUCGCCAUUCCCUACUCCUCAGAAUUCUUAUGGUGCUACACAAGGUGCGGGUUAUGGAUCAUUUUCUCAAGAACCGUACAGUCAACCUGCGGCAGCUUACCAACAGCCAUAUAAGCAGCAGCCGCCAUUUUCCGGACCUCCUGGUCCACCUUUUCAACCUCAAUUCUCCCCUACACAAUAUACACCUAAUGUUUAUCAGCCGUCCCCAUUCGGCGCAGGUUCCCCUCCUCCUGGGCCCUUCAACGGGUAUCAACCGCCACCGUCUCACACUCCACCUACACAUGGUGGUCUCCCUAACCGACCCCCAAGUCUACCAGCAGCACCUGGUCUACCUCAAAGGCCAUCCUUUGGUGCACCCCCAGUUCCAUCAUAUCAAAUGCAACAGAUUCAUCAGAAAGGUGGAUGGAAUGGUAAUGGAUGGAAUGGACAAGAUCAAAAUUCAGCUAUGUCAUCAGCUUAUCCUCAUCCUCCAGGCCUUAAUGUGGAACAUUCGACUAACGCAUCUACUGUGGAUGACCUUGUUUCAGGCGCUGCCAGAGAUGCUGAUGAUGACAUUGACAAGAUAAUCAGAAUGGCAGAGGCAGGUAUUAAACCACCGAAGAGAGACUCAGUCGAUCCAUCUAAAACCGAAACAUCAGAAGCAGCCGCUGCUCCUGAAAGUGCCGACAAAUCAGAGCAGAAAUCAGAAGGAAAGACCGACGUCGCCGAGAAGAAGUCCAAGAAAGAUAAGCCGAUGAAGAUGAUAUACUCAGAUAAUGAUGUCAGUCCGGAGGAGAAGAUGGCCAAGAUGCCCAGGUACGCAUUUGUCCCAGAUGGAAAGAAUGAAACAUCCCUUGAGGAAUCUGUUGCUGCCGUUACUGUCAACAAUUGAUAUAUUGGAUGAUAUUUCGAGGACCUUUCGCAGAUUUUCUCUCAAAAUCACUCCCAAAGCACACUUCGUGGAUCUCGUUCCACCUCCGAGGUCUCGAAUAUUCCGACCCACUGCGGUUACAGGCAACAAAUUUGACGGGCAGGAUUGGUGCUGAAAACAGCUAAGUUUUUCGGGAACAUGUUUGUUUGACUUGACGUUAUCUGAAAAGCACGCAUUCUGACUCUAGUGUCUACGAUGAGGUCUUUGGAGUUUACAUGCAUGAUAUUGGUAGGUUUCGCCAAUGAUGGUUUUUGGCAUUACAAUUUAGAAAAGAAAACACUGCGGAUGAGAAUACUUUUUUGUGGAGGUCGCAGAAUGAAAGAGGAGGCUUGCUUGUAAGUACUUCAAGGUUGGCGAUCUCUACAUCAUCACUUUCUAUAAUUUCAAAACAACUCUUUCGUAUUUAAUCGCCGCUUCGUAAUUUUCGUGAAUUGUUAUGUUUUGUUUGCAAGU